AUGGCAGUCGACGCACGCGGCCUACUCGAGGAUGGCCUCCUGACCGCGCCUCAGAUCAAGGCGCGCGCGCUGCACAUCACCUUGCUCCUCGCCGCGGCCAACGCCAUCGCCAUCACUCUCCUGCUCGUCGUCGGCCAGUCGUACCCUCCCCUCGUGCCGGCCGGAGUGCUAGCCCUCUCCUUUGGCCUGCGGCAUGCCGUGGACGCGGAUCACAUUGCAGCCAUCGACAACGUCACCAGGCGGCUGAUCGCCGACGGCCGCCAGCCGCUCCUGACCGGGCUCUGGUUCUCGCUCGGCCACUCCUCAGAGCACUUCAAGGCUGCAAAGGGCGUGGGGGAACUAGUCAGCCAGAUCGUGAGCGCCGUCGUACUCUUCGCCAUUGGCACGGCCAACCUCAUCAGCCUGAGCGGCUCGUGCGCCCAAACACGAAGCGGCGAGGGCGCGGGCGAGCACUCGCACGGCGGCCUCUUUGUCCGGUGUUGUGGCGGGCUGCUAAAGACCAUCGACAGCGAGUGGAAGAUGCUGCUGCUUGGCUUCCUCUUUGGCCUCGGCUUUGAGACCAGCAGCGAGAUCGCACUCCUUGCGCUCGCAGGCAUGAGCCCGUCCCAGGGCAUCCCGCCCGCCGCCACGCUCCUCCUCCCGCUCCUCUUCGCCACGGGCAUGUCGCUAGUGGACACGCUCGACGGGCUCCUCAUGUCUUGGGCGUACGGCUUUGCCGCCAAGGGCGGGUCUGGGUCCGGCAUCAGCGCUGGCCGCCGCCGGCUCUUCAACCUGUACCUCACCGCCACCUCUUCUCUCAUCGCGCUCGUUGUCGGUGCCCUGGAGGUGCUCGGCUGCGUCCAAAAGGCGAGGCACCUCGAGGGACCGUUCUGGUUGGCGGUGAAGGACAUCAACGACAAGUUCGAGUACGUCGGCUACGCCAUCAUCGCCUUUUUCGCCGUGUCGACCCUCGCCGCGCUCACCCUCUUCACGUGCCCGGUGGCUUGCGGCCACCUCUCAGAGAAGGGCGCCAGCGGCUCCGGCUGUCAGGGCGACUACGUACGGGCCGAGGGCGCGUGA
This is a messenger RNA of Emiliania huxleyi CCMP1516, 1059 nucleotides long. RefSeq lists its product as hypothetical. Gene Ontology annotation, cellular component: plasma membrane. The transcript is spliced from 3 exons. The coding region runs from base 1 to 1059 and encodes 352 amino acids. Gene Ontology annotation, molecular function: nickel cation transmembrane transporter activity. The record is from RefSeq and is a predicted model, not a curated record. Lineage: Eukaryota; Haptophyta; Isochrysidales; Noelaerhabdaceae. Gene Ontology annotation, biological process: nickel cation transmembrane transport.